AUCACCAGCAGCCCAGCACCACUAACUUUUACUACCAUCACCACACCAACGCUACUAUCGUACAUCAUCAACUCAACCAAAGCAUCCGGACGGACAGAUGGAGGAAGGACUUACGUACAGGAAUCAAAACAGCAUGACAGCCAAUGCAUCACUGCCACAGAACGACACUAUCAUGGCAGACGACAGCAGCAACUAUAACAACAACAACACUGAAGUAAGGAGAACGUCACAACAAUACAACGCUGGUUACACGAAAGGAAAUUCUUGCGAGACAUAUUCUUGCAAUGUGGCGGUGUGUCGCAAAAAUGGUAACACAACACAAUGUUACUGUACCCAAGAUCUUCAAUGGUUAAAUGAUACAUCACCAUGUCAAAUGUCUGCUUUAGAACAUGUCCCAGGAUCUAGCAAGGAUGCUAUAACUGCUAAACAAUUAAUCGAACUCAUCAGAAGUGACAGCGACAAUUUAAUCGGGAAAAGCAAUCCUCCGGCGAAACAUCCUCUCUACUACACUUUACAAAUUACGAUUCCUGUCGUUAUUCUUGGACUAAUUAUCAUUCUCUGUCUGCUACUGCUUCUACGAAAGUACCACCGGAAACACUAUAAAGUAUCCCACAAAAGCGUUCUGAAAUCUGCAGACAGUAUGCAGUUAUUUGAUCGUUUGAACGUCAUCAAUAAAAAUCCUAAUUACCUUAGUUCUUGUAGCGAGAGUUUGCCUAACAAGAAAUUCUUUACAAAGGAAAUUCCAUUGAAUUCUGUGAAAUUACUGGAAUUGGUUGGCGAAGGUGCUUUCGGGCAAGUCUUCAGAGGUGAGAUGUUCACCAACGAGGACCAACCCCCGACGACGGUUGCGGUCAAAGUACUCAAAAACGAUGUCUCGAACAAAGUAAAAGAAGAUUUCGAACGAGAGGUGGAGAUUACGAGUUCGUUCGACCACGACAACAUUUUAAAGUUGCUGGGAAUUAUCAUACACGACAUUCGUGAAACGCCGUACAUGGUAUUUGAGUAUAUGACUCAUGGUGAUUUAGCUCAGGUACUGCGAAAGAAUGACCCUCAUGUGAAGAUCGGUGAGACAUCCGUGAAACUAACAAAAGUGGAACUGAUUGAUAUCGCUACUCAGAUUGCUUGUGGGAUGAACUAUCUAUCUUCACAGCAUUUCGUCCAUCGAGAUUUGGCCACGCGGAACUGUCUUGUGGGCGACAGCCUCACUGUGAAGAUAUCCGAUUUCGGUCUGUCAAGGGAUAUUUAUACGUGUGACUACUAUCGGAUUGGCGGUUCACGGAUGCUUCCCGUACGUUGGAUGGCUCCAGAGAGUGUGAAAUACGGACGUUUCACAUCAGAAUCUGAUGUCUGGUCCUAUGGAGUGGUGCUGUGGGAGAUAUUUAGUUAUGGAAAGCAACCUUACUUUGGACAUUCUAAUGAAGAGGUUGUCACGUUCAUCAACUCCGGAAUUACACUUGAAAAACCAGAAUGGUGCCCUCCCACGAUAUAUAACAUCAUGUCAGGAUGUUGGAAACAGGAUCCACGUGACAGAUUAACGUUGAAGACUAUAUACAAGCAUCUAAUAGAUUAUAGUCACAGCUUAAUACGAAACGUCCACAUACAGCCAUCGGUAGACUGGGAUAGUGAACGAAUCUAUCUGAUAUGAUCAAUCUUAUAAAUGAUCUACCGUAUUUAUGAUUUACCCUAUAUAUGAUUUAUCUUACAUAAAUAUUCUGAUAUGAUAUAUUACGAGAAUCUCUGCUAUGACAACAUUUCUUGAAAAGGUUCGAAUAGAGAAAAUAAGUCAACCAAGAGCUGAUUUGGGCAAGCAGAAGCGAACAUGUUUACAAUACACAUCCACACACAUACACACACACUCAGGAAAGCACGCAUACACGCACACACACGCACACACACACACACACACACAGGUAUAUAUACUUAUAUUACACUUCAAAAAUCAGUAUG
Messenger RNA from Octopus bimaculoides (California two-spot octopus), 1947 nucleotides. RefSeq lists its product as uncharacterized. Lineage: Eukaryota; Metazoa; Mollusca; Cephalopoda; Octopoda; Octopodidae. The record is from RefSeq and is a predicted model, not a curated record.